UCCUAAUAAACAACAACAAUGAACUCAACAAUUAAACACUGGGAUUAAACGGUGUAAAUCGGAUGCUUGGCAGACUUUUUAAGAAUUUAAUAAUGAUAAUUUCGGUUGAAAAACAUCCUGACUGGAACAAAAACAAAGAAAAAGCUGCUGUUCCUGUUUGUCCCAGUGGCUCCUGAAGGCACCGCGGCCUCUCAUUGGCCGAGCCGGCCGUCAGUCAUCGCGCUCUGACCCGCCCACCUGCUGACGUCCUCCUCUCCAAAGUAACGAGGCCAGUCCGCACAAAGACAACAAAAGCUCGUGCUGGAAAAAUGAGAGCCGUCGGCACCAGGAGGACCCGAACAUAAGUUCCACCGGACCGAGACGGAUCCGCGCGUGGACCCGAACCCGGGAGGACGGCGGUCACGUCUGAACCCCAAAAACAAACAAACAAAAAAAAAAAAAAAAAAAAAAAAAAAAAAACAAAAGGUCUCCACCGAGCUGACCCAGGUGGCCUGAUUUUCUCCUGUGGUGUCUGUGUGGAGCGUGCCACACACCCACUCCACAACAACGACGGCUUUUGCCUGCAUCUUCCAGUGUUUCUUCUGUCAGCAAGUCCAGCAGAGCUGCAACUCUUCCAGUGCCAGCCCUGACGCCAGCGAGGAGCCCUGCCCCCCUGACAUGGUGAAGAUGACCAAGUCCAAGACCUUCCAGGCCUACCUGCCGUCCUGCCACCGCACCUACAGCUGCAUCCACUGCCGGGCGCACCUGGCCAACCACGACGAGCUCAUCUCCAAGUCGUUCCAAGGCAGCCAAGGAAGAGCCUACCUGUUUAACUCAGUAGUCCCUUUAACGGACCUCCUCCACCGACGCCCGCCUGCUCCAUCGUGAAACUGGACCGAAUGAACCCGGGUCAUCGGGACCGUGUGUUUGGGUUCCACCUGCUUUACAGUGAUCGUGGUGAUGUGGCGCCCGCUCUGAACGGAGAGACUUCACCUAAAAGACAUUUAGGUUUUUGUUAUUUUGUUUUUCUUCUCGUCGUCGAUGAUUUUUUGAUUUUAACAGUUCUCGCCUCAGUUUGGACUUCUGGGUUCGGUUUGAUGGAUGUUACUGGUUAGCAUUUGGUUUCCCCACUGACUUUUAUUUUGUUUUUAGUUGCUGAGCUUGCUUUGUUUUAUUAUUAUUUUUAAUUUUUUUUUGCUAAAGUCCAAAUGAGUAAUCAGGGAUGGGUGGAGAGGAAAAGGGAGUUUACGGUAGUUUUAAACAUGUAGCAGCUUGUUUUUGUUUUUAUACCUGAUGUUUCCUUCUGUUUUUAUCUUUUCUUUCAUUUCUCCCUUUUCCGGUACUUUUCAGCACCCAAAAAGCAUCGAAAGCAGCACCUAAUAUUUGUUUACCAUGAAUAUAGAUAUAUAAAUACAUAGUUCUCUAUGGAUAUUUGUAGUGUAUGGCUAAUUGCGAUUGUGGCUGGUCCCAUUUUGCAGCAGAACCAUAAAAAACAGAGCAGGAAUCAUUUCUAGAGGGAACCUGACUCUGACAUCCCGUCAUCUAGUAAUGAAACAAAAGACACAUUUAUAUAAAUAAAUACAUAUAAAUAUGA
This is a messenger RNA of Austrofundulus limnaeus, 1573 nucleotides long. Its product is annotated as protein yippee-like 1. The record is from RefSeq and is a predicted model, not a curated record. Lineage: Eukaryota; Metazoa; Chordata; Actinopteri; Cyprinodontiformes; Rivulidae.